AUGUCUUACGGCACCUGCUUCAGGAACUUCUCCUCCUGCUCCCUUGGGGGUUCCCUGCGUUUCCCGGCCUCUUUCAGCAACUCCUGCGCCCCAAGCAACCUCGUCUACCGCACCGAUGCCUGCGGCCCCUACCCGGUAGAAUCCUGUGCCUUCGAUCCCUGCCAGGAGACCUGUUGCGAGCCCCCCAGCUAUCAGUCCAGCUGCUCCGCCUCCAGCCCCUGCCAGACCCCGUGCUUCCGUCCCAGGGUCUCCUGCCUCUCCAGCCCCCGCCGGGCACAAAUCGUGGCCUUCCCUAGCUUCGGAUCCCCCGGCUUUGGAUCCGGCUCCUGUCGACCCCUGGGCUAUGGAUCGAGUACCUUCCGAUCACUGGGCUACCGUUUCAGAGGGUGUCGAUCCCUGGGCUACGGAUCCAGCUUCUCCCGCCCAGCCUGCUUCGCCCCCAGGAGUCUGCAGUCUUCCUGUUACCCGGCCACCCGUGGGUCCGGCUUCUACUGA
Tachyglossus aculeatus (Australian echidna) is the source of this 495-nucleotide messenger RNA. Its product is annotated as keratin-associated protein 13-1-like. NCBI's taxonomy places the organism in Eukaryota, Metazoa, Chordata, Mammalia, Monotremata, Tachyglossidae. The record is from RefSeq and is a predicted model, not a curated record. The transcript has a single exon. Bases 1 to 495 code for a protein of 164 amino acids.